Molecule: messenger RNA, 363 nt
Organism: Rotaria sp. Silwood2
Lineage: Eukaryota; Metazoa; Rotifera; Eurotatoria; Philodinida; Philodinidae
Source: the annotation of a GenBank genome assembly
AUGUCCAAUCCAGCUACAGAUUCAUUCUUUUGUAUUCAUGAAAUAGUGAAUGACGAUCGUACUGCUCUUAAUAUAUCGACUAUAUCAGAAUUUCAUGAUGGAGAUGAAGCGUGGAUCUUGUCAUAUUCAGCUUUUCUUAUUACAAAGAUUGAACAAGGACAAGAAACAACAAAUAUUUGUUCGACAGAUCAAUGUUUAACACACAUGUUGGAUAGCAAUGAAUCAGAAGAAUAUUCAACUAAGUCGACUGCAUGUCCACUGGAAGCCUUUGGAGACAUCUAUUGCAUAACACGAACUAAACGUGCAACAAUCGAACAGAAAUCAUUAAACCAUGAUUUUGCCAUUUGUAUUUUGGCGUUUUGA